CUUCUCUUAUUUUCUUCCAAAAAAAAAAAACAAACAACCGCGUGCAUUAUUGUUGUGGCACUAGACUUCGGGACCACCUUUUCGGGUGUAGCAUGGGCCCAAGUGACCAACCCAAAUGAGCACUACAUCAUCAAUCAAUGGCCUAGCAGCGUGUCUAGCUUCAUCGAUGGAAUGACAAGCGAGAAGGUGCCAACCGAAGUCGCCUUCACUUAUGAUGGCGUUACGCCCAAAGUCAUCUGGGGCUUCCAAAUUCCCGAGGCUAUGCCACACAAGGCAAAAGCUCAAACCCUUACAUGUGCAGAAGAGGCAGGCUUGGGGGCAGCGUCUAAUAUUCGCAUCAUCUCUGAGCCGGAGGCUACGGUCAUUCAUGUGCUAAAGGCUAGCAAUCCGCAUGGCCUGGAGAUUGAUGAUACAAUCGUUCUUUGUGAUGCAAGGGUGGGAAUGGUGGACUUGAUCACCUUCACGAUUGUUGAGCUUCGACCGACUCUCCGCCUCCAGGAAGCGGCCCCGGGUGCAGGAGGACUUAGCGACAGUACUUUCCUGGACAAACGAUUUGAAGAUUUCCUUCAAAGGCGAUUGUCUUACUGUGAAGGCUGGGAAAGUGACACCAUAGAGCAAGCCAUGCUGGAUUUUGAAACAGUUGCCAAGCGAAGAUUUGCUGGGGAUCUCAUCGAUGACUUUGUGUUCCCGGUUCCAGGAAUUGCUGACAACAAAGACCUUGGCGUCUGA
This is a messenger RNA of Penicillium alfredii, 729 nucleotides long. Its product is annotated as Hsp70 family protein. Lineage: Eukaryota; Fungi; Ascomycota; Eurotiomycetes; Eurotiales; Aspergillaceae. The transcript has 3 exons. The annotation marks the transcript as partial. The record is from RefSeq and is a predicted model, not a curated record.